UCAUGCGUCGGGUUUUUAUUGUGAAGUUCCAAACCGGAAAUUAUAGUUCCUACGGGCGGAAGCUUGUUUCCGGGCUGUGUCAUUAUGGUCGCCGUCCCAUCAGCGGUGGGCAGCACAAACCUGACGGGAUUAGGAGCUUCCUCCGCAGUUGAGGAGUUUAGAAACGUUUUCUGUUUUUAAUUCCAUUUCAAAAAACAUCUUUUCGCUGCCAUUUUCGACCGGAAGUGGGCGCGAGGACACCGGAACCCCAACGUGGCCCGCUCGUGGCAUCCUUCAUCUUACUGUCGGUGCAUGUGGUGAAAUACCGGGAUGAUGAACGGGACCGAACCUGGACCCGUUGAGGAUGCCUUCAGGGACCGUGGGAAUCUUUAAACCCGCACAGGAAGCCACUUCUGUUGUUCUGGAGAAGCUGGAAACGUCAGACCGUGAGAGGUUCUGGUCAGGAUGCUGAAGGUGAUCAUUUAAGGACGACCAGAAGAACAGGGACUGAAUGAUCGGGUCGGUGCUGCAUCAAACCGAAACCCUUCAGACCCGAUGAUGGGGGGCAGGCCCACCACCCACAGGACUACUCUGGUCUAACAGGAGUUCUGGUUCCCCUACGGGAGAGAAAACCGUUUCUGCGGGGCGGCGACCCGCCAGAACGAUGGACUACCACGCCGAGGGCUGCUUCUGUGACCCGGAGGAGGGGCCGGAUGAACCCCCCCUUCACAGCAUCCACGCUCCCAACCGGAUCCGGCCUUCCUCCUACCGGGCCCUGAGGAGCGCCGUGUCCAGCCUGGCCCGGAUCGACGACUUCUUCUGCGAGAAGAUCGGCUCGGGCUUCUUCUCAGAGGUCUUCAAGGUGCAGCAUCGCAUCACAGGCCAGGUGAUGGCGCUGAAGAUGAACACGCUGGCGAGCAACAAGGCCAACAUGCUGCGGGAGGUGCAGCUCAUGAACCGCCUCUGCCAUCCCAACAUCCUCCGGUUCCUGGGCGUCUGUGUCCAUGAAGGUCAGCUCCACGCUCUGACUGAGUACAUCAACGGGGGGAACCUGGAGCAGCUGCUGGACAGCGACCUGUUCCUGUCCUGGGGGGUCAGGCUGGGCCUGUCUCAGGACAUCGCCCGCGGGCUGCAGUACCUGCACAGCAAAGGCAUCUUCCACCGAGACCUCACCUCCAAGAACUGUCUGGUCCGCUGUGAGAACGGCAGGUUCACCGCCGUGGUCGGAGACUUUGGUCUGGCAGAGAAGAUCCCUGACUACAGCGGCCCCGAGGAGAAGCAGCCUCUGGCCGUUGUGGGCUCUCCGUACUGGAUGGCCCCUGAAGUUCUGAGAGGAGAACUUUACAAUGAAAAGGUGGACGUCUUCGCGUUCGGCAUCAUCCUGUGUGAGAUUAUUGCCCGAAUCGAAGCCGACCCGGAUGUCUUACCCAGGACUGAGGACUUCGGUCUGGACGUGGAGACCUUCAGGAACAUGAUUGGAGACUGUCCCGCCGCGUUCUUCGGCCUGGCCGUGUCCUGCUGUAACAUGAGCGCAGAGAGCCGCCCCUCCUUCUCUGACAUCGUCUGGUCUCUGGAGGACAUGGAAAGGCCGGAGGAGCGCCGCCUUCCAGCCGAGCCCGUGGCGGUGGAGGUCAGCCCGUAUCGGCGCCGCAGCUCUCCGUGCCCCCCCACGGACCGCGCCCAGCUGCGUCCGGGACUCUCCAGGAGCCAAUCGGACAUGCUGCCCCCCAGCUCCCUGACGUCCCCCCUGCUGGGGACGCCUGCACGGGUCAACCCCUUCUCUCUGAGGCGGGACCUAAACGGGGGCCGCUGCAAACUCUUGGACACGCCCAGUAAGUCGGUCAUCUCCCUGACCUUUGCCCUGCCGGCGCAUCCCUGCACCUCCCCCCACCUCCUCAGAGAGAGACGGGGGCCACAGAGGAGGUGCCAGUCUCUGCCCUGCACCCCGGAGAUGGGCCGGACCCCCCCCUUCCCCGCAGACUGCACAGUGGACAGUAGGAAGGUGGGGGUUGGUGGGGGGGUGGAUGGAGACGCAGAGAGGAGGGGCUUGUUGAAGGAGGAGGGCGGGGACGACGACUCUGGCCUUCCUGUGGAGCUGGAGAUGGUGUCUCUGGAGCGCCUGGAGGAAGAGGAGGAGGAGGAAGAGGAGAGCGUCUGCCUGACCGAACCCAUGGACGUCAGCCGCUCACCUGACCCAGCCCACAGAAUCCUGAACUCCACCCCUCUCAAACCAAGCCCCGCCUCCUUUCUGACCAACGGAUGGAGACGCCCCAUUUCCAACGGACCGCCCACUUUGUCCCCGCUGCUGCGAUUGGACAACAACAACGGCUCUGCCGUAGCGAUUGGUCAGCAGGUGCAGUGGGGCGGGGCUGCCGUCUCCAACGGUGGCGGCGGAGCCCGUGUUCGACCCUGCGACUCCCCGGAGCAGGAGGACGCCGUCUCCUGUCCCAGCUGCUGCUGGGUGGGGCUCAGCCUCCCGUCGGCGUGCCUCCGCGGUUCUGCCGCCGUGCCCGGCCCCAGACGGCGCGCCUCGUUGCAGCGGCCGCACCGCAACCUGAACGGGACGAUAAGUGGCAAUAGCUCCUCCCCCACAUCAAAGGUCGCCAAAGGACUCCUGUGUGGCGCCGCAAACGGGCUGGGGGGGGCGGGGCGCUCGCUGCCGGAAGCCCAGACUUAGGAGUAAAUCCAGAUGAACCAGCUGAAGGCCCAAACACGGCUGCUCCGGCAGCAUGUAGGAGGGAGGAGGGGAUUCGAACCCUCCCCCAACACCGCAGACCCCGCCCCUCCGUGUGGGGGGAGGGAACUUUGUUUGGAUGCUUGGAGGAAGGAAUCUGCUGGGCGGCUUCAACAGAAUCUGAGGACAGGCCCGUCACCGGUGAGGGCGGGGCCGUCACCGGUGAGGGCGGGGCUGUCAGAUGUGGGGGCGGGGCCGUCACAGGCGUGGGGGGGGCGUCACCGGCGAGGGCGGGGCUGACAGAUGUGGGGGCGGGGCCGUGACCGGUGAGGGCGGGGCCUGCAGGAUCUCUUUCUAAUAUUUGCACUCAAGUUUUCAGCACUUUCACUUCCUGAAGACGUUCAGCUUUUUGUGUGUGUGUGUGUUCAUGUGUGUGUGCGUGCGUGAGUGUGUGUGUGUGUGUGAAUGCAUCGGCCACUCAUUCACACUGCUGUCUCAGUGUGUGUGUGUUUAUAUUUGAGUGUGUGUGUGUGUUUGUGUGUCACCUGAGUUUAGUUCUGUUGGAAAUCUUAAUUUAUUUUUUGCUGAGUCAUGUCAGGCUGGAUGAGAGUUUUCUGUUCCACACUGAUGUUUAUAAAUAAACAAACUUGUGAAUAAAGUGUGACAUGCUUUUA
Oryzias latipes (Japanese medaka) is the source of this 3327-nucleotide messenger RNA. RefSeq names its product dual specificity testis-specific protein kinase 2. NCBI's taxonomy places the organism in Eukaryota, Metazoa, Chordata, Actinopteri, Beloniformes, Adrianichthyidae. Gene Ontology annotation, cellular component: nucleus; cytoplasm. The record is from RefSeq and is a predicted model, not a curated record. Gene Ontology annotation, molecular function: protein serine/threonine kinase activity; ATP binding. Gene Ontology annotation, biological process: actin cytoskeleton organization; positive regulation of stress fiber assembly; protein phosphorylation.